CCUACGUUAGGCUACCGUCCCCCAGCAACGCCCUAGGCCGAGGUUCGAGCCCCACUCGGGGGCGCCCUUAGGCUCGUUGCUUAAAUUUUGAGGUUGAGAGCCAUCUGCGCUCACCUAUUGUCCGGUGAAGCUGAAAAAGCCGCUCACGGCUAUCAGCAUAGUCCGUCCGAAAAAAAAAAAAAAAAAAAAAAAAAAAAAAAAAAAAAAAAAAAAAAAAAAAAAAAAAUUGACACAGACAGUCUCGACGCGCGCUCGUCGUUACACGUUCACUUUGUGUGUUGAUUUAUUUCUCUACAAACUACAACAACAUGUCGGGUCGCGGCAAGGGUGGCAAGGUCAAGGGAAAGGCAAAGUCCCGGUCCAACCGUGCCGGUCUCCAGUUCCCCGUCGGUCGUAUCCACAGGCUUCUGCGUAAGGGCAAUUACGCCGAGCGUGUCGGUGCCGGUGCGCCCGUGUACCUGGCCGCCGUCAUGGAGUACCUGGCCGCUGAAGUGCUCGAGUUGGCCGGUAACGCGGCUCGUGACAACAAAAAGACCAGGAUCAUCCCGAGACAUCUACAACUGGCGAUACGCAACGACGAGGAAUUGAACAAGCUCCUCUCCGGCGUCACCAUCGCCCAGGGUGGUGUGCUGCCCAACAUCCAGGCCGUGCUCUUGCCCAAGAAGACCGAGAAGAAGGCAUAAAUCGCCGCCGCGUUUUCGCAUCAUUUAUGUAUGCUGCACUCUGCUGCUGUAUACAUAUUGAUGAUCGAGACACGACCGAACGAAACGUGUGUGCACGUUUCUUCAAACAAAAAGGCCCUUUUCAGGGCCGCAAUAUGAUUCUGAGUAUUUAUGAAAUGUUUCUUGACGAUUGACACGAGUGCAAAUCUCUUCUUACACUAUACAAUAAUAAAUACUAUCACUACACAAUAUAAUGAAUAAUUUAUUGAUUGUCUGAAAAAGUCGGCAUGAUGGUUAACAGACAAAAUAAAUAAAUGCCUAAUUAUGAGAGAGAGACAAAAUAUACCCGUACGUAAAUACAUAGGUAGAUUCGAGUUUGAGCAUGAAAAAUCCUUAAGAAAAAUAUUUUAGUAUUUAUAACGUGAUGCGAU
Messenger RNA from Ostrinia nubilalis (European corn borer), 1093 nucleotides. Its product is annotated as histone H2A. Gene Ontology annotation, biological process: heterochromatin formation. The record is from RefSeq and is a predicted model, not a curated record. Lineage: Eukaryota; Metazoa; Arthropoda; Insecta; Lepidoptera; Crambidae. Gene Ontology annotation, molecular function: DNA binding; protein heterodimerization activity; structural constituent of chromatin. The transcript has a single exon. Gene Ontology annotation, cellular component: nucleosome; chromatin. The coding region runs from base 309 to 683 and encodes 124 amino acids.